UCCACUAGAGGGAGCUCUUGAACUCGGAGCUGCAGUUCACGUCACAGACUGCAAUGAACCCAAUCAAACAACUCGACUUUCAGAGUGUGCCCGACUAGAGUGUGGUCAAACAAGUUUGAGGUGGAGUAGCGCCUGCCACACCUGAACAGGUCGCGUGUUUUGGAGGUGCACGCGCUCCACCCCUCCACUCCUCUCCUGCCUUCAGUCACCAGUGAGGUUUUCAGGCGAAGACUGCUGCUCCGCUCCCGAUCUGAAGUGCCGCGCGCGGAUAAUCUGUGAUUUGAAGUGUGUGACGAAGCCAGGACAGCGUCUUCUGUCUUCUGUCAGCUGGAAGAGAAGACAGGUGAACAAGCCUCGUCAUGAACUGGGCAUUCCUCCAGGGCCUCCUCAGCGGAGUGAACAAGUACUCCACGGCUUUCGGCAGAGUCUGGCUCUCCAUAGUCUUCCUCUUCAGGGUGUUGGUGUAUGUGGUGGCUGCAGAGAAGGUCUGGGGGGACGAACAGAAGGACUUCAAGUGCAACACGGCCCAGCCGGGCUGCCACAACGUCUGCUACGACCACUUCUUCCCCGUCUCCCACAUCCGGCUGUGGGCCCUGCAGCUCAUCUUCGUCACGUGCCCCUCGCUGCUGGUGGUGAUGCAUGUGGCCUACAGGGAGGACCGGGAGAAAAAAUACCGCCUCAAAUUGGGCAACGAGUCUGCCCGGCUCUACCAGAACACCGGGAAGAAGCGAGGUGGUCUGUGGUGGACCUACGUCCUCACCCUGUUCUUCAAAAUCGGCGUGGACGCCACCUUCGUUUACCUCCUCUACCACAUCUACGAGGGCUAUGACUUCCCCCGGCUCAUCAAGUGCGAGGAGAUCCCCUGCCCCAACAAAGUGGACUGCUUCAUCGCCCGCCCCACCGAGAAGAGGAUCUUCACCCUCUUCAUGGUGAUCACCAGCCUGGUCUGCAUCCUGCUGUCCUUCUUUGAAGUCUUCUACUUGAUCGGCAAACGCUGCCACGAGUGUUUGUCAUCGGAGCAUCACUCCGGCUCGGCGAUGAGGGUGGAGAUGAAAACCACGGGGAAAAGCACCCCCGAAACGCCCGCACCCUCGUACAGCCUGGCCGUGUCCUGAGACCCCGACAGCUUCACCAGAACUCUAAAGAUUUAAAGAGGCGUCUCUUAAAUCCUGCACACUUAUCUCAGAGACUGAAAUUAAACGGAGAUUAUUCCUUAAUCCCAGAAUGCAAAGAUCUGGGCUGUGAGAUCUAUGUGUCAUUGAUCAAUGUUUACACCGUUGUGGGUAUUGCUCUUUAUUUUUUUGUUCUAAGCUCCACAACGCCUUGACUCAAAGACUCAAAUAAAAACCUUGGAGCCCGUUCCAGCUAAAGCAUGAGUCACUCCUUGGUUUCCUGAGCUGUGUGGUUUGGUGCCUAAGUUUUUCCCUUUUCACAUUUCCAAACCCUUUUUCCAGCCGGGAAGCAUUCCUCACUCAGAUGUUCGUUUUGGAGUCUUGGUGAAAACAGAUGUAUUUAUCCAAAUGUUUCAAAUCUGUCUGUUGGGGAAAAAAAUGUCAAAAAGCAGCUUGUAAAGUUUCAGGAUGUGCACUUUUUACUGUUGCAAAUGUUUUUUUUUUUUUAAUAAACACAAAUGUGUUUUGAA
Oryzias melastigma (Indian medaka) is the source of this 1642-nucleotide messenger RNA. It is a transcript of the gene gjb10, whose product is annotated as gap junction protein beta 10. NCBI's taxonomy places the organism in Eukaryota, Metazoa, Chordata, Actinopteri, Beloniformes, Adrianichthyidae. Gene Ontology annotation, biological process: cell communication. The transcript has 2 exons. Bases 360 to 1115 code for a protein of 251 amino acids. Gene Ontology annotation, cellular component: connexin complex. The record is from RefSeq and is a predicted model, not a curated record.